AUGGCUGGCUGUAGGAUAAAAAUAUUUAUAGCCAGUGUUGGUGAUUUUGUGCAAGCAAAGUCUCACGACCGCAAACACAGACACAAGUCUGCAACACAGGAAAGGGAGAAGGAGCGGCUGGGAAUACCGGAUCCUACGGACUACCUUUACCGUCCAUUUGAGGGAACUCCGCAGCUGAGGCUGCCUUACAUAGCGACGGGUGUUCUGCAACCACACACAGAGUACCCCUGUGGUCUGAUGCGCUGCACGAGGACAAAGCCACCCAUCACAUUCUGUGAGAAUCCCACUGCCUCGACAGCUAUGUUUCGCACCAGGUCUGAGGUGUUAAAUGAUGCACAUCCACGUGUUGCUGAACUGAUGAGAGUCGUAAUGGAGGGGUCAUGGGCCAGUGCAGACACGCGGGCUCUUACUAGUUCCAAGCAGCGGUCAGCAGCAGCCGCAGCAGACGUGGCGGGCUCUUCCACCGAUGCCAAUCUGUCCAGCAGCCUAGCUGCAUUGCAGGUGUCGUAUGAUGAGAAUGAAGUGGAUGAUGCCGCCUCUGAUGACCUCAUCAAACCAAAGGAGAGAUCUUGGUAUCUUACUUUCAGUGUGAUUAGGGAGCUCUGGUCAGGAGACUCUGCAUCUGCCGUGGCUACCACAUCCGGCAGCCAGAGGGAGCCCCCUACGAUGAGGGGCAGUGCAUCAGAUCGAGACCGCGACCAUGACCGUGACAAGGAGCGUGACUUCAGCACUUCGCCGGAGGUCUCGCACAGGAGAUUCAGGGUGCGGUCUGAGUCUCGCCGUGAAGAGAGCUCUUCUCGUGUGGGGAGCGUGCCGAUGGUGUCGCCGAGGGCUGAACGCAUCACCGUACGCUCCCGUUGGGACAGUGACUACGAAGAAGAGGAAGAGGAAGAGGAAGCAAAUGGAGAGUAUGGGGAAGAGCGUGAACAGAGAAAUAGAUUUGACAGGGCAGAGACGGCACUGUCGGUGUCGCCACGGAGGACGCGGGGCAGCUGGAGUGAUGACUUCGAUUAUUCGACUACUGCAGCAGAUAAAAGUGAGCCUGAUGAUGAUAGAGGUGCCACACAACACGAUUCUUCCAGCAGCCGUGGACUGGAUGGGAGCAGCUUCGAGUAUCACAAUGGCAAAGGCUCGGACAGACGCUCACACAAAGAUGCUUCAGAAGAGGAAGAUGAAAAAAAGGAGAGGGCAAAGCAUGAAGAAGGCUACAGUGGUGACAACGAACGUGAAGACGAACGCCGACCCUUUGAGCGUGUUGAGACUGAAGAGGAUGAUGAGGAUGAGGAUGAUGAUGAGGACGAAGAGGGGGAUGAAGAGGAAGAGGACGAGGAGGAGGAGGGGGCCAAGGAGAAGGAGCAGCAGUAUGAGAACGAGGAGAAGGAGAAGAAGAAGAUAAAGAUGAAUGUGAAGAUGAAGGAGAAGGAGGGAGAGGAAGACAAGAUAGAAGAAGUUGAGAUGGAAGUUGAAGAGGAUUCCCAGCCUGGAAUUAUUGAACCGCAUGAACCAAGUGACAGCACAUCUGCCGAAGAUGCCGACGUGGAAGACAGGUCGCUGACAUCUGGCAGCCACUCCCACAAGACUGACAGCAUACUACACACUCCAGUUAAUGGGUCCCACACUCAGGAUGAUGAAGAAUCCCUGCCUUCCCAUUAUAUACAGAAUGUAAACAUAAAUGAUUCAAUUUCUGGAGCUUUGGACAAAGUGAUGCAAAAUGAGGCAUUGACUGAGAAAUCAAGUAGUGCGAAUGCAGCCUUAAUUGGUCCACAGCCACUGUCUCAGUUCAUGCAGGAGGAAAACAGUCAAGGGGAACCUUCAGAUAGUACAAAACUCGCGUCAGAGUAUGAAGAAUUCAUGAAGGCUGUCAGUUUCGAAGCCACUGGGGAUGACACCAUGCAAGGUGAUGAGCAGAUGGAAAUUGAUGGUGGUACCCCGGAGCAGGACAGUCCCAAAAAAAAGGAGUCUGAUAGCCCCAAAAAAAUUCAGCCAGAGUCUGACAGUCCCAUAAAAAUUCAGCUGGAGCCUGGGAGUACCAAAAAAAUACAGCCGGGUCCUGACAGUCCUGAAAAAAUUCAGCCAGAUGCUGCCAGCCCAGAAAAAAUUCGCCCUUAUCCUGACAGUCCUGAUAAAAUUCGGCCAAUUAAUGACAGUCCCGAAAAAAUUCGACCAGAGCCUGACAGUCCUAAAACAGUUCGUCUGGUUCCUGACAGCUCUGAAAAAAUUCGCCCAGAUCCUGGCAGUCCCAAAAAAAUUUGUCCUGAUCCAGACAACCCUGAAAAAAUUUGCCCGGAUCCUGAAAGUUUUGGAAAAAUUCGGAUGGAUCCUGAUAGCCCCAAAAAAAUUCAUCCAGAUCCUGGUACUACAAACAAAAUUAGCAAUAGAUCUGACACUCACAAUGAAGCUUCUCGUGUUGAAAUGGAAGACACAACUUGGUCUCAUAGUUCUUCAGAGAAGGAGAAACAGCAAAGCAGCAGAAAUAAUGAUUCAGAAUGUAACAGAAAUGACAAAGUCGCAGAGGGAAACGAGCUGUUGAAAGAAAAUGGUGAGUCGAGUGUGAAACAGCCUGUAACGGUGAAUCUUGGUCCAAAAUUGAGUGUACCAGAGUCGGUCAGUGCUUUCUUAGCUGUUGCUGAAAGUGCAUGCAGUGAUCUGUCGGUAAAGCAGAAUAAUUCUCGCAGCAGUAGUUCUUCCAGUAGUUCGGAAAGCUCUUCAUCUUCAGAUUCAGACGAAAAGCACCAUCGCAAGAGCAGGCACUCGAAGAAGGCUUCCAAGAAGAAGAAAAAGAAGAAGAAACACAAGAAGAAGAAACGACACCACUCACAUAAAAAGUCAAAAAGCAAGCAGAAGAAACGGUCGGCUACAAGUUCGUCAUCUUCUUCAGAUAGCAGCAGUUCGUCAGAUGAUGAAAGCUCUUCGGAAUCCAGUGAGGCCAAGCAAAAGGUGUCGGCACGCAGCAGGAAGAAACGGAAGGGACACGCACAGCAGGUCGAGGCCGGCAGCGAAGGUGAGGACACAGGUGAUGAAAGAUCUCCAUCCCGCACACGGAAGGAUAAGGGGCAGAAGUCGACACGCUCCAGGUCCAAGGAAGAAAAAGAAGAAGAAGAAGCAGCAACGGAGUCAUAG
Molecule: messenger RNA, 3120 nt
Organism: Schistocerca cancellata (South American locust)
Lineage: Eukaryota; Metazoa; Arthropoda; Insecta; Orthoptera; Acrididae
Product: midasin-like
Exons: 7
Coding region: 1-3120 (1039 amino acids)
Source: RefSeq, a predicted model, not a curated record